Messenger RNA from Colletotrichum karsti, 1770 nucleotides. RefSeq lists its product as uncharacterized. Bases 1 to 1770 code for a protein of 589 amino acids. Gene Ontology annotation, biological process: transmembrane transport. The transcript has 4 exons. Gene Ontology annotation, molecular function: transmembrane transporter activity. Lineage: Eukaryota; Fungi; Ascomycota; Sordariomycetes; Glomerellales; Glomerellaceae. The record is from RefSeq and is a predicted model, not a curated record.
AUGGCGUCCAUGCUGCGCGCCGUAUUCAGGCGGCUGAUGGCCGAUGAGCCCGAGACGCUGUACAGCUACCCCGGCGUCGUGGUACCCUUGGAAGAAGCGCAUCUGCACAGCCACUCUGCGCGCACGGGAAAAUGCGAAUUUGAGGAGCGCCCGGGUCACGAUGGAGAGGAGGACGACGAGGACAAGGACCAGGGCGAGAGCACGGGGAUGCUGGAGAUGAGCGCUGCUGAGUAUACGAUCGAGGGGCUCAGGAAAGAGGUCAGGAGGGGCGGGAGGGGCCAGUGGACUGAGUAUGAAUUGAAAUCAAAGCUCAUCAAUAAGGCGAUUCAGGAUAUCGGGAUGGGCCGGUAUAACUGGCAACUUUUUAUCCUGUGCGGAUUCGGAUGGUUUGCGGACAAUCUUUGGAUGCACGGCGUCUCUUUAACACUCCCAUCUCUCUCCGCCGAGUUCAACAUCUCCGAAAAGACAGUCCGCUACACCACCUCAUCCAUCUUCCUUGGCCUCUGCUUCGGCUCCUUCGUCUGGGGCAUCGGCUCAGACGUCCUCGGCCGCCGCAUCGCCUUCAACAUGACCCUCCUCAUCACCGGCGUCUUCGGCAUCCUCCUGGCCUUCUCCCCCAACUGGGGCUGGGUCUGCUUCCUCUUCGCAUCCCUCGGCUUCGGCGUCGGCGGAAACCUCCCCGUCGACGGCGCCCUGUUCCUCGAGUUCUUGCCCGACGCCUCCUCGUCGCUCCUGACGCUGCUGUCGGUGUGGUGGCCCGUCGGACAGCUCUCUUCGUCGCUGGCGGCGUGGUACUUCAUCGUCAACUGGCCCGCGGACCAGGGGUGGCGCAAAUUCGUCCUGACGAUCGGUCUGAUCACGUUCGGCAUGUUCGUCGUUCGUUUCUUCGUCUUCCGCCUCUUCGAGUCGCCCAAGUUCCUGCUGUCCAAGAACAGACAGGCCGAGGCUGUGGCGGUGGUCCACGGCAUCGCGUUCCGCAACGGCGCAAAGACUUGGCUGACGGAAGAGAUCCUCGACGCGGUGGCCGAGGGCGCGGUCGACGACGACGCCCCGGCACGCUCGUCUUCCCGCACGGGAUACACCACGAACGUCAUCCGCGACAAGCUCAGAUCGCUCUCGGGCGACCGUCUGCGGCCCCUCUUCAAGAACCGCACGCUCGGCCUCGCGACGGCGAUAGUGUGGUUCGUCUGGGCCACGAUCGGCAUGGGCUACCCGCUCUUCAACGCCUUCCUGCCGCAAUACCUCUCCCACGGCGGCGCGACCCCGCCAGAAGGCUCCCCGGACGAGGGCGCGACGCCCAUCACCCCCGACACGUACCGCACCUACGCCAUCACCUCCGCCGUCGGCGUGCCGGGGAGCCUCCUGGCCGCGUACCUGGUCGACCACAAGUCGCCCUGGCUCGGGCGCCGGGGCACGCUGGCGUCCUCGACGCUCGUCUCCGCCGUCUUCCUCUUCAUGUUCGUCAAGUUCGGCACCUCGCCCGCCUCGCAGCUCUUCUUCUCCUGCGUCAACUCCUUCUCGCAGAACAUCAUGUACGGCGUGCUCUACGCCUUCACGCCCGAGAUCUUCCCGGCCCCCGUGCGCGGCGCCGGCACGGGCAUGGCGAGCUUCCUGAACAGGGUCAUGGGCCUGCUGGCGCCGGUGCUGGCGGCGAACAUGCCGGGCGACGGGACCACGACGCCGAUUUACCUGUCCGGGGCGCUGAUUCUGGCGGCUUUUGUGGCGAUGUGCUUGAUCCCCAUCGAGACGAGGGGACGACAGAGACUGUAA